Molecule: messenger RNA, 5420 nt
Organism: Schistocerca gregaria
Lineage: Eukaryota; Metazoa; Arthropoda; Insecta; Orthoptera; Acrididae
Product: zinc finger protein 501-like
Exons: 8
Coding region: 261-1607 (448 amino acids)
Biological process (GO): regulation of transcription by RNA polymerase II; central nervous system development
Cellular component (GO): nucleus
Molecular function (GO): DNA-binding transcription factor activity, RNA polymerase II-specific; RNA polymerase II cis-regulatory region sequence-specific DNA binding
Source: RefSeq, a predicted model, not a curated record
ACUUAAAAAAAAAAAAUACACUCAGGCUAUCGUUUUGCGAACAGUACUUGCAAGACGGAUACCAAAGAUAGUACAUGUUUCUUUUCUGUCGAUGCUGUCAAAAUUGUAAACUGUUAAAUAUGCUGAACACAAAUAAAUAAACAAAAACACUACCGGUAGUGCGCUGUGGGCCGGAAUUGUGACCAAGUUUCGGCUUGCAUUUGUGAAACAUAUGUUACAUGUGGAACGAAAUAACGUGAAGGGAUUCAUUCACACUGGAAAUGGAGACUGCCCCUGAACAACAUACUAGUUCUGCCUGUGAUGGGGUUACCGUCAAACAGGAGCCAGUGGAGUCUGAACCACUCGUGCCUGCUAACCGAGAGAUUGAGUUCAUAUCUGUUAAAGAAGAACCUCCAGUGGAGGCUGAACCACACACAUUUCCUAAGCAAGAGAUAGAGUACAUAUCUGUUAAACAAGAACCUCCGUCUUUACCAGAGUGGGAGGAGCCCGAAGGCCUUGAAAGCGCACAGGACCCGCUAAGUGGCACUGCAGAGGAAUGUUCACCUUCAGAAGAUUUUUCUGGACCUAGCACAUACAAUAUUGAUAAAACGGAGAAUGAGGAAGAUGAAGAGGAGGCAGAGUGUGGAGACGACGAGCCGGAUCUCAAAGAAGAAUCAGAGUCAAUAAACAGUGGGAGUGAACCAGAAAGUAAUAACUUCACUGACAUCAGGGACGACAAUGGUUCUGGUGAUAGACAUGGUUUGCGUACUAAAGUUUGCUUGGCUUCUGGAACAGGCAACAGGAUACAAAGCACCACCAUGCAGGAAGCACCCUGUGUGAAUAAAACUAGUGCAAUGCUUCUGCUGUACAGGUACAGUUGUUAUGUCUGCAAAAAGGUAUUUGCACGUCUGCAGGAUCUGAAGGAUCACACUCACAUGAGACGUGAUUUUUUGCAUUUCAGCAAUGUGUGUCACAAAACACUCACUUCCAGUUCUCAUGUGAAGAUGUCCUUGCGUGUGCACUGUGGAGAACGCCCCUACAGCUGUGGCGUUUGCAACAAGUCAUUUACACGGGAUAGUAGCCUGAAGUUACAUUCAAAGAUCCACUCUGAUGAACGCCCCUACCGCUGUGGCGUUUGUGACAAGUCAUUCUCAUUUCACAGUUACUUGAUCCACCGCUCUAUGCUACACACUGGUGAACGCCCCUACACCUGUGGCGUGUGCCACAAGAGCUUCAAGCUAAGUUGUCAUCUGAAGCGACACUCACAGGUGCACACUGGUGAACGCCCUUACCGCUGUGGCGUGUGCAAUAAGACAUUCACCCAGAAUAGUAGUCUGAAGAUACAUUCAAACCUCCACACAGGUGAACGCCCUUACCACUGUAGCGUAUGCAACAAGUCAUUUGCAUUUAAGAGUAACUUAAUGCAGCAUUAUCAGCUGCACUCUGGUGAACGCCCAUACACCUGUGGCUUUUGCAACAAGAGUUUCAAGCUAAAUGGUCAUCUGAAGCGACACUCACAGCUGCACACUGGUGCACGCCCCUACCGCUGUGGUGUGUGCAACAAGACAUUUAGGCUAAAUUAUCAUCUGAAGCAACAUUCGAAGGUCCACCCUGGUAAACGCCUCUAAAGCUGUGUAGUAUGCAACAAGACAUUCACACAAAAUGGUAGUCCAAAGCAGUACUGAAGGCUAGACAGUGGUGAACAGCCCUAAACUUGUGAUUUGGGUGGAAAGUCAUUUAGGCACCAGGCUGAACAAAUACAACAUUCACGACUCUACAUCGGUGAACAGCUGUAAAUAUUUAAUGUCUAUGAGUGUAAAAACAUUUAUGCAGAGGAGGAACGUCAGGGAGAACUUGUGGCUGCAUUCUGGAACAGACUAUAGAAAUGCAGCAUUUUGUGAAAAGAAAUACAAACUUAACAGCAGCUUGACGAAACAUCUACUUCUUCAUGAUAGGCAAUCACUAUAUAGUUAUGGUGUGUGAAUAAAGGGAAUUACAAGCAGUUGCAGACUUGAGAAGCACUCACCUCUUCACACAGGAAAGGUCUCAAACUAUACCUGCAGGUGCAUACUAGUGAAUACUAGUGUUACUAUAACUAGUCUCAUAUGAGGUUCAAGAGCAGCAACUCUCAUGCAUGUCUCGAUUGUUAUGACUAUGUUGUAAAAGUUACGUCUGACUGCAGAGCUGCCUUAGGAGUCAGCCUUAGACGUGCUUAGUAUCAGAACAGCAACACCAGUGUAAUCAUAAUAAUUAUAGGACUCACAUCUAUUAAAUGUGUCGUGAGUAUUGUUACAGUGCUACAAUAAUUUGCUGGAACGAUAAAAAGCUUAUAAUAAUGCCAACUUCAACUGUAAUCAACAUAUAACUCAAAUGUAAGUAAUUUCCUUCGAGCAGAAUGAUGUCAGGUGGCAUGAUUAUGUAGAGUUCUACCAUUUCUAUCCAGCUGUCCAACGUUAUGGCAUGGAUACUGUCUACCAAGAAAAGAAUGCCAACGUGCCUUUGUAUGUUACAGAAAUUCUACAAUUGCAUUAUUGUGGUUAUUACGAGACACAAAAAUAUAGCAAAGUGAUAUGUAGUGAAAUGUGAGAUUCUUGAAGUUUGAGUGUGCUGAGUUCCAUCAGCCUUGCUAUUAAUGUACAUAAUGAAUUCAAAACACUCUGCUACUGUGGAGUUUACUGUUCGAGUGCCAUGUUAGUAUUUAAGUAUUAUCGUUAUGAUAUUAUCAAUAGUUGUUUAAGCAUACUCCGUCACUGUUGUGGGUUUAUCUAUUUUAUUAGUGUAUCUUGUAAGUAUGCACCAGGUGCAAUAGAAUCAUGGUGUGUCUGCCUUACACAUUUUUAAUUAAAUGCCUAACAGUUAUUAGAUAAAAUAUUGGUUUCCAUAGUUAUUACCAUUCUAUAAUUUAGUCUGAAGUGGUCACCUAUGAUUAAAUGUAUCACGCUACAAAAAGGGAAACUAGUAAUUGCGAAGUACACAACAUAAAAAAAUCAGAUUGUUACUUACUUUGGACUGUAGAGCUUGAGGCAUUAUAUCUGUCUUUAUCAUUCAAUCUUGUGCGAAAUAUCAACUAAAUUUAUGAUGGUAUUUUUCUGACCAUCGUUUGCCAGUCAAGUGCUUUUGCUAGGCAUUCACAAGACCUACUUACGAAAUCUUAGUGCAAUAUCUGUUCCAUGGUGCAUCGAUCUGUUAAAAUUUUUAUCCACUACUCCAUGACAGAGAUGGCGUCAUUUAUGGUAGUUUAAGAAAGUUUUCUUAUUUGGAUCCGUGACUUCUAAUAACUAGGGCAUUCAUGAAAACAAGUGUUUUAACAUGUCCCUGCACAUCAAUGAGCUUCAACAAUAACAAAUCUGAAUAUAAAUUCAUAUUUUAUUUUAUUCAUGUUGGAGCUUGUGAACUCCAUGACUAUUAAUGAUAGUUACUGAAUAACUCAACCAGCCACAUAUACACUCCUGGAAAUUGAAAUAAGAACACCGUGAAUUCAUUGUCCCAGGAAGGGGAAACUUUAUUGACACAUUCCUGGGGUCAGAUACAUCACAUGAUCACACUGACAGAACCACAGGCACAUAGACACAGGCAACAGAGCAUGCACAAUGUCGGCACUAGUACAGUGUAUAUCCACCUUUCGCAGCAAUGCAGGCUGCUAUUCUCCCAUGGAGACGAUCAUAGAGAUGCUGGGUGUAGUCCUGUGGAAUGGCUUGCCAUGCCAUUUCCACCUGGCGCCUCAGUUGGACCAGCGUUCGUGCUGGACAUGCAGACCGCGUGAGACGACGCUUCAUCCAGUCCCAAACAUGCUCAGUGGGGGACAGGUCCGGAGAUCUUGCUGGCCAGGGUAGUUGACUUACACCUUCUAGAGCAUGUUGGGUGGCACGGGAUACAUGCGGACGUGCAUUGUCCUGUUGGAACAGCAAGUUCCCUUGCCGGUCUAGGAAUGGUAGAACGAUGGGUUCGAUGACGGUUUGGAUGUACCGUGUACUAUUCAGUGUCCCCUCGACGAUCACCAGAGGUGUACGGCCAGUGUAGGAGAUCGCUCCCCACACCAUGAUGCUGGGUGUUAGCCAUGUGUGCCUCGGUCGUAUGCAGUCCUGAUUGUGGUGCUCACCUGCACGGCGCCAAACACGCAUAUGACCAUCAUUGGCACCAAGGCAGAAGCGACUCUCAUCGCUGAAGACGACACGACUCCAUUCGUCCCUACAUUCAUGCCUGUCGCGACACCACUGGAGGCGGUCUGCACGAUGAAGGGGCGUGAGCGGAAGACGGCCUAAGGGUGUGUGGGACUGUAGCCCAGCUUCAUGGAGACGGUUGCGAAUGGUCCUCGCCGAUACCCCAGGAGCAACAGUGUCCCUAAUUUGCUGGGAAGUGGCGGUGUGGUCGCCUACGGCACUGCGUAGGAUCCUACGGUCUUGGCGUGCAUCCGUGUGUCGCUGCAGUCCGGUCCCAGGUCGACGGGCACGUGCACCUUCCGCCGACCACUGGCGACAACAUCGAUGUACUGUGGAGAACUCACGCCCCACGUGUUGAGCAAUUCGGCGGUACGUCCACCCGGCCUCCCGCAUGCCCACUAUACGCCCUCACUCAAAGUCCGUCAACUGCACAUACGGUUCACGUCCACGCUGUCGCGGCAUGCUACAUUUGUUAAAGACUGCGAUGGAGCUCUGUAUGCCAUGGCAAACUGGUUGACACUGACGGCGGCGGUGCACAAAUGCUGCGCAGCUAGCGCCAUUCGACGGCCAACACCGCGGUUCCUGGUGUGUCCGCUGUGCCGUGCGUGUGAUCAUUGCUUGUACAGCCCUCUCGCAGUGUCCGGAGCAAGUAUGGUGGGUCUGACACACCGGUGUCAAUGUGUUCUUUUUUCCUUUUCCAGGAGUGUACUUCUAAAUAGGUUUUAUUUUAGUGCCACAACUGGUUUCAUGGUAAUAUUUUCAGUAUGUACUGAUUAACAGCCUGUCAUCUGCUCCUUCACUGCACAAGAAUAUUUAAUAUUUAGUGCCACUUUAUGAAUUGUUUCAUUAGUAAAAAUACUCGAAAGUGCUUGCGUUUAUUUAGUUAUAAUGUGAAAUAUUUAUAAUCACUUAGAUAAGUUUCAGUAUAUGGCGUUUUUUAUUGUUGUGGUCCAUUUGGUUUUUCAUGUCGAUGUAUAUAUGUGUUGAAUUGCAAACAACACAUAUAUUGUAAUUAAAUCACUGUAGCAUAUUACGUAAUAUUCUUAAUGUCAGUGUUGAAUGUCACACCCUGGAAAUAUCUGAAGCCAUCUGAAGAUGGGUGUGAUACCCUGAAAAUGGUUCUGUCUCUAAAAUAAAACAUUUUAGGAAUAUAUCUAGCUGUUUGUGGAAUUAACUAACUGUAAAUUCAUGUAAUUCGUAUGUCAUGCAAUAGAUUACUGUUGUCUGUAAUAGUGUUUUCCUGGAAUUUCACUUUAAAAUAACAUCACUAUGGAUGUACUC